Molecule: messenger RNA, 759 nt
Organism: Eucalyptus grandis
Lineage: Eukaryota; Viridiplantae; Streptophyta; Magnoliopsida; Myrtales; Myrtaceae
Exons: 3
Source: RefSeq, a predicted model, not a curated record
GUGUCCUGUUUUGUGCAGUUAUUUGACCUCCCAACAACAGUUGAUCCCAGCUACAUAAUUUCCCUCAUACGAAAACUUCUACCACCGAAUCAGACACAUAACUCUUGCUCCAAUGGAGUUGACGGAAAUAAUUCCCAGAAGUCUAGCUCGGAUUCCAUUGAAGAAAAGCGGGCCCCACUGGAUAAUACGAGAGUACAAGACCCAGCAAGUGACUUUUCUGAGACAAUGGACAUCAUUGAUGAUAAUAAGGAAUCUGCCUGUGAAGAAGGCAGAGUUGAUGGAGAGUCAACUUGCGGAAAUGGAUUACCCAAAGCUUCUACAUUAGAAGAGGUUUGGGAAGGGAAUGGUUGCAUUCUGUGGGACCUUGCUGCAAGUCAAACUCAUGCAGAACUCAUGAUUGAGAACCUUGUCAUGGACGUGCUUCUGGCAAACCUCACAGUCUCCCAAUCCACUAGGGUUAGAGAGAUUUGUCUUGGAAUUUUAGGGAAUGUUGCUUGCCAUGAGGUUCUUAUGAAGAGUAUAGUUUCUACUAAGGGACUCGUUGACGCAAUUGUGGAUCAACUGUUUUUGGAUGAUACACAAUGCUUAUGUGAAGCUUGCCCGUACUAUAUUAGUUAUGCAAAGUUUUCUCCUUUGCUUGUAAUUGUCAGAGAGAAAAAUUUAUCCAGGAAACAGUCCAGAAGAACGCUCAUUUUAUUUAUUUUAUUUUAUUAUUUUUUUUGUGGGGGAGUGGUUGGGGGUUGGGGGUUGGGAAAUUGA